AUGACCGGUAAAUCAUCAUCGACGUCGAUGGAGACGGCGACGAUAACGAAGACGUCGUUUGUGACGGGAGAGAGAGUAGUAGUGGCAGUCGUGGUUUUUCGUGUUCUCUUCUCUCUCCCUCUAUCUCUUAUCGCUCAUGGCUUCUCCCUCUUCCUCCUCUGCCUCUCCGCCUUCCUCGUCGAGAUCCGAGCUGAGUCUUCUCCAUUUCUCCUCUCUCGUUUCAGCCCCAGGCGAGGUGCAACUUCAGGGAUAUUGCUAGGAGCAGUAACACUUCCUGCUGUUAUGAUCUCUAAGUUGAUUCAGCUUACAAGAGCUAUCUCAAUCCAUGAAGCUAAACAAGAUGAGCUUGCGCAUGUGACAAUGCAGUACUGGGCAGCAUCAGCAAGCUGCUGCGCCAUACUUAUAUAUCUCUCAGUGAUUAUGUCAAAAGCGAAGAAGAAAACUGAAUCUUCUUCUCCGUCUCCAUCAUCCGUUUGGCUUACGAGUGUUAGCUUAACCGGCACAGUUUUGUAUGGAGCAGCAUGCUUUGUUUCACUUUCCAUGAUCUCACACACUGGCUUGAACACGUCGCUAAAGAUGUUGUGGAUGUUAUUUCACGGCGUUGCAGCUGUCAAGUUAAUUCGACAUUUGCUUUGCACCUUCACUUCUUGUGCCUCAAUUGGGGAGGCACUUCUGGUAACCAGUGGUCUUGUUCUCUAUCUUGGCGACUUUUUGGCAUGCACAAUUGCAAAGAUUUUCGAGAGAUUGAUACAUGUGGAUCUUGUCUCAAUAAGCUAUGGGAUAAAGAGAACCGAAACCGGCAUAAUCGUCCAGGGUCUACUGUUGGGACUUCUACUUUUCCCGUUUGUGUUUAGAUUCGUUCUUCAUAUAUAUGAACGUUCUUUGAGAAAGAGAGAUGUUGGACAAAGAAACUGCAGCGACGCUGCUAAAUCCGUCGUGUUCCUUGUUUCUCUUCUGUUUUUCACGAUCGUGGCUGUUCCUUCUUGGAUGCAGUUUGUGCAUGAUUUCCACCAGCAUCCCUUCUUAUGGGUGCUCACAUUUGUCUUCUCUGAACCUCUGAAGAGACUUUCCUUAUGCUUCUACUGGAUUCUGUUGAUCGCUGUGUCUGUCUUGCGGUUUUAUAACAUCUCGAGGAGUAGCAAGGUUGAGAGAAUCUUGCUCCGGAAGUACUACCAUCUGAUGGCUGUUUUAAUGUUCUUGCCUGCUCUUGUCUUACAGCCUAAAUUUCUCGAUCUAGCAUUUGGUGUAGCUUUAGCUGUAUUCGUCGCGUUGGAGAUCAUUCGAAUAUGGAGAAUUCAUCCGCUUGGAGAGCCUUUACAUCAAUUCAUGAAUGCUUUCACGGACCAUCGUGACUCUGAGCUUCUGAUCGUCAGCCACUUCUCACUCUUGCUUGGAUGUGCGCUUCCAAUAUGGAUGUCUUCUGGGUUCAACGACCGAGCUUUAUCCCCAUUCGCCGGAAUCCUCAGCCUCGGGAUCGGAGAUACAAUGGCAUCGAUGGUUGGUCACAAAUACGGAGUGUUGAGAUGGAGCAAGACAGGAAAGAAAACGGUAGAAGGAACAGCGGCGGGAAUAACAUCGGUGAUGGCGGUGUGCUUCGUGCUGGUGCCGGUGUUAGCAUCAAUGGGAUAUAUACUGAGCCAAGGAUGGUGGUCGCUGCUUGUAGCGGUUACAGCCACCGGGAUGUUGGAAGCUUACACGGCGCAGCUAGAUAACGCCUUUAUACCUCUUGUCUUCUACUCUCUGCUCUGUUUGUAG
Messenger RNA from Microthlaspi erraticum, 1755 nucleotides. The record is from the annotation of a GenBank genome assembly. Lineage: Eukaryota; Viridiplantae; Streptophyta; Magnoliopsida; Brassicales; Brassicaceae.